CGUCAAACGUGGCGCCACGCGAUUGACAGCAAUGUUAUUAUUGAGGCAUCUGUCGCGGCCAAGGCAGUACAUCUGCCAGCAAUGUAUACGCAAGCAGCACACAUUAGCGCGCGGUGAGCGACCAAAGGCGAAAUGGGCGGCAGAACACCCAGAUCCCGCAGCUCGACAGUUGGAAUGGGAAGAACAAGCGGGCAAGAUCAGAUCGGGGAUGCAGCAGAGCAUGCUGAGUGUUCUUGAAGAGCGAGGUUUUGUCAAGGAUAUUGCUGGCGGACGUAAAACUCUCGACUGGCUCCUCACAGAGAAGCGCAUUGGGGCCUAUGUCGGCGUAGACCCUACGGCUCCCUCGUUACACGUCGGCCAUCUCCUCCCUCUCAUGGCGUUGUACUGGAUGUACCUUCACGGCUACUACACUGUCAGCUUGUUGGGUGGAGGCACAGUUCAGAUUGGAGACCCUUCCGGGAGAACGACAGCUCGCUCGCGACAGGGCGCUGACGUGCAAUCCAUGAACGUGGAGAGCAUACAAAGUCAGCUUGAGAAGCUCUGGACUAACGUGAAGUGCCUGGGGAUCAAGCACCAAUACGCGCAACUCACCAGUAGAAGACAAGACAUCCUCAACAACCGAAGAUGGUUAGAGAAACUUAGUGCUGUCGAGCUGAUGAGAGAUCUGGGAUCUGGCAUGCGGUUAGGGCCUAUGCUCAGUCGGGAUUCAGUCAAGUUACGAAUGGAGAGCGGCGAAGGCAUGGCCAUAUCCGAAUUCAGCUAUCCUCUAUUCCAGGCCUACGACUGGUGGAGCAUGUACAACAAGCAGGGCGUUCAGCUCCAAAUUGGAGGCUCAGACCAAUAUGGGAACAUUUGUGCCGGAAUGGAUGCUGUCAGCCACAUGCGGAAGAUCCACCGUAUAGACGACGAAGCGGAAGGCGACGAAGACCCGCGAGUAGCAACCUACGGUCUUACGACUCCCUUGCUCACAACGGCCUCUGGCGAGAAAUUUGGUAAGAGCGCUGGCAAUGCUGUUUGGCUUGAUCGGCAAAUGCUCAACUCGUUCGAUUUGUAUCAGUACUUCUUGCGAACAGCAGACGAUGACGUUGAGCGGUAUCUUAAGCUAUUCACCUUCUUACCUCUUGGCCACAUUGAACUUCUCAUGGCGCAGCAAAGGCAGGACGAAUCACAACGCAAAGCUCAACACACAUUAGCCAAAGAAAUUGUUGAGCUCGCUCAUGGAGCCGCAGAAGCAAAGAAAGCUGAAAUGGCACAUAGAGAUGCAUUUAGCCACGGGACUAACACGUUUCCACUUGGAACUCUGAGAAACACUCUGGCCAGUAUCAAGGAUAUCGAGGCUCCUGCAGUUGAAGCGCUAAGCAAGAAGGAGCAGGAUCUCCACGCUUACAAACUAGCAUAUGCUGCGUCGUCCACGGCGCCAGCCGUUUCCAGCAGUACAUAUGAACUACCAAAGAACGAUACUCAUCACGUCAUUACCCUACCUAUCACAUUGCUCCAGGCCGGCUCAUUCCCACGCGUUCUUCAUGCGGCAGGGCUUGCAUCUUCUAAAAGCGAGGCACAUCGUUUGAUCGCUAAGAAAGGGGCUUAUGUCGUUGUGCCAAACUCAGGAUCACCUGAGAGUCCUACCGCUUUGAAGUGGGCGACCAUUGAAGCUGGUGUCGGAGUGGAUCCAAACCAUUUCCUAGUGGACUGGGAAGCGCUUGUCCUUCGAUCAGGCAAGUCGAAGAUCCAAAUAUGUCGCAUCGUCACGGAGGAACAGUUCAUUGCCGAGGGACUAACAUACCCUGGGUGGGAAGAGACGCGAGCUACAUAGACCGACGGCAUUGAGGGAACACAGCGAUAAUGCUUCGUCCACGAUGGCCCCACUCUGACUUUACCAUCACGCUUUUUUCGUGUAAGAUUACCUGUAUGAUUCUGUAGCAAUAUUGGGCAGCCCGCACGAUACUGUUUCUAUAGCUAUUAAAGCAUUGUCGUCAGGUCUAAUCCACCCGGCUAUUUUGUUUGUUCAUGUAUCCACACUUUUUAUGCGCAUCGAUAUCCAUAUGUCUCUAGUCAUGGCAUGCCUCCUUUUCGUUCCAGGGAACGUGACUUUCUGAAGGCCACAUCUACAGAUGAAUGGGAAAUUGGUACGGUCGUCUAAUAUGCGGAUCCUCAUACUAGAAUGGCUCGGGGCAUCGCCCAGUUGAGAUCCGUUGUAGAUGUGAAAUAGUCAAAUCAGGC
This is a messenger RNA of Cucurbitaria berberidis CBS 394.84, 2220 nucleotides long. Its product is annotated as tyrosyl-tRNA synthetase-like protein. Gene Ontology annotation, molecular function: tyrosine-tRNA ligase activity; RNA binding; ATP binding. NCBI's taxonomy places the organism in Eukaryota, Fungi, Ascomycota, Dothideomycetes, Pleosporales, Cucurbitariaceae. Gene Ontology annotation, cellular component: cytosol; mitochondrion. The record is from RefSeq and is a predicted model, not a curated record. The transcript is spliced from 5 exons. Bases 32 to 1813 code for a protein of 593 amino acids. Gene Ontology annotation, biological process: tyrosyl-tRNA aminoacylation.